Messenger RNA from Macadamia integrifolia, 1377 nucleotides. RefSeq lists its product as uncharacterized. The coding region runs from base 168 to 998 and encodes 276 amino acids. The transcript is spliced from 9 exons. The record is from RefSeq and is a predicted model, not a curated record. Lineage: Eukaryota; Viridiplantae; Streptophyta; Magnoliopsida; Proteales; Proteaceae.
AUGGUUCGAAACACAGCCUUAUGGGGAUAUGACUGGUAGGCUCGAACCCGAGACCUCAUGGUUGCCGUCCUCAAUGUAAGAGGAAAUGGGCCAUUUUUCCAGUCUCUUUUUUGCUCUGAUAUAAAUCAGAUCAGCCGGGUCGAUUCUGUUCUUUCCGACGCAGUGGCAUGGCUGCUUUUCUGGUUUUGCUUCCCGCCUUGUUUACGGCCGUAAUCGCUCUGUCGGGAACGACACCUCCGGUGUCUCAAGCGGGCUCUGCAACUAUUUGCAGAGAUCAGAACAAUGACGUGAUCUGCGAAGUGCAGCAGAUGAAGCUCAAGAUUGCGCAUAUGGAGUCCGUGUUGGAGGAAAGUGUCCAAAAACUGAAUGCUAAGGGCCUUCAUCUUAAAGAACAAGAGAAGCUAAUUGAAGAGAUGAAGCAUAAGAUCCAUUAUCUGCAAACUGCCCUUGUCAGCAUGAAGGGAGGUUCUUCAUAUGCUGAGGAAAGGAUUAAUGUACUAGAAGAAAAGGUGCAACGUCUCUGGGAUGAAUCAAGAAAGAACAACUUCAAUCUCCAUAUUCUGGAAACUAAAGCACAAGAUGCUGAGAAAAGCUUAGAAGUGGUUACCUCGCAAGUUGAAAAGAUGGCAGACAUUGUUACAGAACAGUGGAUCCAGAUCCAGCAACUUGAGCAGGCACUUCAAAUAGCAAUGAGGAAUAUAAAGGCUCAAAGAAAAGCAGACUCCAGAUGCAUAUUCUUGAAGGUGCGGGGUCGAUAUUCAUUUGUUCAGGAAUCCUUGCGUUCCUACACAUCAAUGGCUUUGCAUCAGUUAAAAAAAUUCUUUUCAGCAGCUAAAAAAUAUCAUCAUGAGCUUCAAGGUUUUGUGAAACAAGAGAUGGAGAAGAAUGAAUUCACAGCAGUUCUUGCAAAUGAGGAGGUUAUAUUUUUUGUGGCUUCUGCUCUAAUUGUUUUCCCUAUAAUGGGUGCUUGGACCUGGCUGUCAUCAUCUUUCAGUUAAGUAGGACUCCUACCUGUCCUGGUAAAAUGAAGAGUUUCCCAUAUCCUUUUGAGUAAGAGGGCAUAUCAUCUGAAGUUGCAUGGGUUGGAACAUCCAUUCAAUUGCUGGAAAACCAAUACAAGCCAAAUCUAGUUGAAUUCAACCGUAGGUUGGUAAAUCAAUUCAAAUUUUUUGUACAUUAUUUUCUUGGGAUUUUCCUCUUUUUUUUUUUGGAAAAAGGGAUGUAUAUUCUGGAUUUUUUUUCUUGCUUGAAACAUUCAUCAAUCUGGCAAUUGUGUGACCUCGACAGUUGCAAUUAACAUGAAAAAAAUGGUGUAAAACCCAGAUCAGCCACUGGUUGAGGCAAUAAAACUGAGACUGUCCUUGGCAAGUUGGACAA